Messenger RNA from Caenorhabditis elegans, 2250 nucleotides. RefSeq names its product B30.2/SPRY domain-containing protein (gene gid-1). NCBI's taxonomy places the organism in Eukaryota, Metazoa, Nematoda, Chromadorea, Rhabditida, Rhabditidae. Bases 104 to 1972 code for a protein of 622 amino acids. The transcript is spliced from 11 exons. The record is from RefSeq and is marked reviewed.
UGCAGAAUCGAUCCAAGAAGCGGCAUUUCACACUAAAUUUCUGUAUAUUUUCUAUAUAUUUUAUAUAUAUUAGCUGUAAAAAAGAAUUGAAAAAAUCAAUAAAAUGUCGCCACUACCUCCACCACCAGAUAUUCAACACGAAUUCGACAAAAAUCAAGACCCACACGAAACGAAUUUGGCGUUAAGACGGUUGUACCCUCAGAUUCGGGAAAGAGAAAAUGAACGCCAUAUUCCGCGGAGAUGGGAUCUCAGGCAGGCUUCUUCUUAUUUGGACAUUAGUCAGAGUGGUUAUGGGGUUACUUUCAAAAAGAACGUAACCGUAGCCGAGGACAAGGACCCAGCCGGCGUGGUCCGUGCAGAUGCUUUCAUUCAACAAUGCAUCGGAGUCUAUUAUUUCGAAGUUCGAAUUCUCGAAGGCCAUUCCGGUUGUAUGGGUAUCGGUCUUAGCAAGAAAGACUGUGAUCUUAACAGAAUGCCCGGCUGGGAUCCCGGAUGUUUUGGCUAUCACGGUGAUGACGGUAACUUCUUCCUGGCAAGUGGUGUCGGACAAGCGUAUGGUCCAAAAUUUGGGCCGGGUGACGUCAUCGGGUGUGGAAUUGACACGUUUUAUCAUUAUGUGUUCUUUACGAAGAACGGGAAACACUUGGGAAUUGCUCAUACGUCGCCGACGGCACUGAAGGAAUUAUAUCCUACAGUGGGAUUUAAGACACGUGGCGAGAAGCUGGUCGCCAAUUUCGGAGUGAAACCUUUUGAAUUCGAUUUUGAAGCAUAUCGACAGCACCUAAUGAACAAAAAGAUUCACCUCUUGGAAAACAUAAAAAUGCCGGAAAAUUUCGGGAAACAAAUGAACCGAAUUGUCUCCUCAUUUCUCGGAACGACAGGCGCCCUUGCCACGUUGCAAAAGUUCGAAGAGACGACAAAGCCCGAAGUACCAAUAGAUCAUGAAUAUUAUGCACAGAGAAAAGAAAUUACGGAUAUGAUACUAAAAGCCGCACGGGGAGCCGAAAUCCAUGAAAAAAUCGAGAAAUACUUUCCGGGUCUCGUUGAGGAUGAUGCGAAUGUACAUUUAUUAAUUCUAUGCCUUCGAUACAUUGAUCUCGCCAAUACACUACACGAACCGCCAAACUGCUUUACGAAUUCCACUACAGGCCGUUCCCCGUCCCCAACAGAAAUCCGUGCGAGACCACCGAAACUACUAAAAGGAUCUCAAUGUAAGACCACAAAACGGACAAGAGAAGCUCAACGGAGAUCAGCCAACUCUCAAGUACACACACCACCGCCCGUUCGACUAACUAAUGCAAAAGCCACCGAGGAGCUGUACCUGAAAGAUGCGAAAAUCGAACGAUUCUACAUAGAUCAGGAUACAGAAGAAGAAAUGCUUCAUAUUGAUGGAGUUUCAAUGCCAACGAAAAUGUUUGUGGAAUUGGAGAAAAGUGGACAAUAUCGAAAGUUGAAUUAUAUUCUGAAAAUGGGCAGAGAAAUUAUGAAAGUUGCCGGAGAGAUGCGCGGGAAUAUUGCUCCAGAAGCACGAAAAGUUGUUGAGAUAGCAACAUCAAUGGUCUCAAGUCCAGAACGCCCUGCAAAACACCCUCUGAGCUUCGCCCUCCGGAGAUUUAUUGCAAAUUCCGUAGUCGAUAUGAUUUGUUAUUAUGUCCAUCAUAAACGUGAAGGAAAAUCAACAAAACGGCCCCGUGGAACAUCUACUGGGGAAAUACCAGGCUCAUCAAGUUUACGAAUGUUCUCUGAAUUACGUAACCUAUUCACCGGUUGGAAGGGUCUUCAUAUCGAUUAUUCGACUAAUGACAAGAAAAUGGCUGGAAUUCAUUUCGUCCGGAAAAUGAUUCUCGAGGAGCCAAACUUCAAUGAAAAAGAGAUAAUCUAUACGGAUGAGCCCAUGGAAUUGGCUCACGAGCGGCCAGAUCCUCCACCUCGAGAGAUUAUUCGUCAGCAGCGAAAUGAAUUUCAAUUUUGAUUUUUGAUUUUUCUUUAAUUUUUUUUUGUUGCAAUUCUCGCGCACCAAAUUUGAUGUAUUUGUGUGUAUUGGGUUGGUGUUUGCGUACUUUUCAAUCGCGGACCCAAACACCACAUUUGACGCGCAAAUUCUACAAAACUGUAUAUAUUUCCUUUUUUUGUAAAUUUGGAUUUCCCAUGGAACACCCCAAUUGAAUAAUCAACUCAGGCAUCGAAACGAAAAGAGCCAUAAAUUAAAUUUAUCUCAAAAUUAUUAUUGCAAAUAAAUUGUAUUUUACC